Molecule: messenger RNA, 775 nt
Organism: Microdochium trichocladiopsis
Lineage: Eukaryota; Fungi; Ascomycota; Sordariomycetes; Xylariales; Microdochiaceae
Exons: 1
Coding region: 365-658 (97 amino acids)
Source: RefSeq, a predicted model, not a curated record
UGAGCCUUUGGCGAGCGGGAUUUCGUGUUAGGCCAUGUUUCUUGGGGAGCUUCGUCGAUGUUGCUGAUCGUGGUCAUGAGGAAAGUCCCGCUCCUGCGCGCUCGCGUGCUCGGGUCAACGUAAGCGUGAAGCUUCCGGCCGCGCAAAGACUUCUCGGCACUUGUGUCUAAAGUCUGCAUCAAACUCGCAAAGCCGGGCCCAAAAUCAAGCGCCUCAAUGACUAGUGGUGGUCGCUUGGAAAGGUGAUCCGUCCCUGCAAGACAUCUGAGCCUACAUCUGUGUACGUACUUGUGUGUGACCAGAUGUAUGGCCUUGUUUCACACCGACGACCCGUGAUGGUUACUUUCUCAUCCCAUGGCAUGGUAUGAAGGUUUCGUCUCAUCUCGGCUCCAUCAGAAGGCUACAUUGUCGCUUCUUUGAAUCUGGUGAAGACAAAUUACCCGCACGAACGCAUCAUUUGUGGAAGCAGCCAGAUUUCCGAUGUAACCGAGGCCACGACACCGACCAUGUUCAUCAGCCACCAGUCUCCGACCAACGAAGACAAAGACCGGACAAUCGACAAGCGUCAGGACAGUGCCCUGACCACAACAGUCAUCCGCACGCAGACAGUGACGCGGCCAGACUCGACAAGCACAACCACGUGGACCCUGGGCAAUGAUGGACACACUGGCAUCGAGCCUCACGACAACACGGCCGAUGAGGGUAGUGAAUCUGCCAAUUUCAACGUCGUCGGCGUGGUGCUCAGUGUUGUGGUCGUGGUCCUGGUUAUGGCUGG